AUGGGGAAAAGGAAGAUUGCGAUUGAGAGGAUUGAUGAUAUACCGAACAGGCAAGUCACUUUCUCAAAGAGACGAAGUGGUUUGGUCAAGAAGGCAAGGGAGCUUGCGAUCCUCUGUGACGUACAAGUUGGGGUCAUCGUCUUCUCGAGCACUGAUAAGCUCUACGAAUAUGGAAGCUCCAGCCUGGAGUCAAUAAUUGGGCGCUACCAUAAACAGAAAGAGGAACAUCCGCUUAUGAAUGCAGCUUCAGAAGCCAAGUUUUGGCAAAGAGAAGCCACGGUCUUGAGGCAAGAACUUCAACAGUUGAGGGAAAUGCACAGGCAAUUGAUGGGUGAACAACUUUCUGGUUUUGGCAUUAACGAAAUGAACGAUUUGGAAAACCAACUGAAGAUGAGUUUAAAACGUGUCCAGGUCAGAAAAGAUCAAAUCUUAACUGAUGAGAUUAAAGAGCUACAGCAAAAGGGAAAUCAAGUUUGUCAAGAAAAUGUUGAACUUUAUGAAAGGAUACAAUUCAUUAGUAAAGAAAAUGCAGAGUUGAAAAAGAUUUGUGAAGCAAGGGUUAUAAAUGAUGAAAAUGAGAGUUUCAAUCCUCCAUGCACUAGCAACCUGCAGUUGAGCCAGCCACAAUCUCAAUCGAGUGAGCCACCAACCAAAGCUAUGGAGAUGGGCCAUGAAGAAUAUCGAAGGAAGAGUGGAGAAAACCGUCAGCUCCCCUGGUCUGCUCGCUUGCGUCUCCCUUCUCCUCUGUUCGGCGUGCUCUGCUCUUCCGUUUCGCGUCUUGCUCUGCGGCGUGUUCUCUGGUCCUUUCUCCGGCCGCGCCCAGGAGAAGAAGAAGAUGAAGCCGCCGGUGAUGAUGGACUGGACCGAUGGAAGGACCUCUCUGUUCGUUCCAGGUCCGUGUGCGCCGUCCAGCUCCUCCUCUGUUUUCUUUUCUUCGCGCAGCUCCAGCCUCCCUUUCGUUCGGCGUCGCGCGUGUGUGUGUUCUCUCUCUCUGCCGCCGCUCAGCUUUUGUUUUCCCCUUCGCUGUUUUUUAUUCGGCGUGUUCGGGUGUGUUUCUUUUUGUUGCCGCCGCGCCUCCUGGAGAAGAUGAAGAAUAGAUGA
Molecule: messenger RNA, 1101 nt
Organism: Neltuma alba
Lineage: Eukaryota; Viridiplantae; Streptophyta; Magnoliopsida; Fabales; Fabaceae
Product: agamous-like MADS-box protein AGL21
Exons: 8
Coding region: 1-1101 (366 amino acids)
Biological process (GO): positive regulation of transcription by RNA polymerase II
Cellular component (GO): nucleus
Molecular function (GO): RNA polymerase II transcription regulatory region sequence-specific DNA binding; protein dimerization activity; DNA-binding transcription factor activity
Source: RefSeq, a predicted model, not a curated record